Messenger RNA from Felis catus (domestic cat), 1004 nucleotides. Its product is annotated as olfactory receptor 5G3-like. Gene Ontology annotation, cellular component: membrane. Gene Ontology annotation, molecular function: olfactory receptor activity; G protein-coupled receptor activity; odorant binding. The record is from RefSeq and is a predicted model, not a curated record. Gene Ontology annotation, biological process: G protein-coupled receptor signaling pathway; sensory perception of smell. The transcript has a single exon. NCBI's taxonomy places the organism in Eukaryota, Metazoa, Chordata, Mammalia, Carnivora, Felidae. Bases 14 to 964 code for a protein of 316 amino acids.
UUAAAACUGACCAAUGGAAAAUAAGAAUCAGACUGAAGUGACUGAAUUUCUUUUCUUGGGUCUCACAGACAUUCUCCAAGAGCAGAUUGUCCUCUUUGUCAUGCUCUUCAUUGUCUAUCUUGUCACCCUGGGGGGUAACAUAGGGAUGAUCAUUCUCAUAUGGACUGAUCUCAGAUUCCACACUCCUAUGUACUUUUUUCUCAGCCACUUGUCCUUUGUAGAUAUUUGUUCCUCUUCUUCCAUUGCCCCCAAGAUGCUGUGUGAUAUCUUUGCAGAGAAAAAAGGUAUCUCUUUCAUGGGUUGUGCUACACAGAUGUGGUUCUCUGGUUUCUUUGUGGCAACUGAAUGUUUCCUCCUGGCUUCCAUGGCAUAUGACCGGUAUAUGGCCAUCUGUAAGCCCUUGUUGUAUACACUCAUCAUGUCCCAGAGGGUCUGUGUGCAGCUGGUAGUAGGGCCUUAUGCCAUAGCUCUUCUAAGCACAAUGACCCAUACAAUUCUCACUUUUCGCUUACCUUUCUGUGGUACAAAUAUCAUCAAUCACUUCUUCUGUGACAUUUCACCACUGCUUUCCUUAGCAUGUGCAGACACUUUGAUCAAUAAAUUAGUGCUGUUCAUCUUGGCUGGAGCUGUAGUAAUGCUCAGUGGCUUGAUCAUCAUGGUCUCCUAUGUUUGCAUCCUGGCGGCCAUCUUGAAGAUGCAGACUGCUGAUGGGAGAAGGAAAGCUUUCUCCACCUGCUCUUCUCACCUGGCAGUUGUCUCCAUCCUGUAUGGGACUCUUUUCUUUAUCUAUGUUCAGCCUGGCUCAAGUCCCUCCCUGGAUAUCAAUAAAGUGAUUUCUCUGUUUUAUACCGUGGUGAUCCCCAUGUUGAACCCCCUCAUCUACAGCCUGAGGAACAAGGAGGUAAAAAAUGCACUCAGGAGGAAGUUUGAAAGGAAAAAUUCUCUAAUGGUUUUGGCAAAAUAGAACCCUGCCGUGUUGUACCACAGAUGUUGGUGCAGGCUGU